UACGAGGAACUAUGCCCCCGUUAGGGUGCUUACUUGGAAGAAAGUUCCCUACGAUGUCGAAAAACAAAUGAUUGCUCGUAUCACGACCAAGUUUGACAUUGAUGUCACGGAGCCCCAUGUACUCAAAUGGCUGAAGCACAAAUUCUGUAAGAGAUUCAACAGCUUCCGGAGUGCCCUACACAAGAAAUUCAAAGCAUAUGCUACUAAGGAGGAAGCAUUACAGAAUAGACCAGAAGAAAUUAAAGAUCUCGAUGAUUGGAUAUAUCUUUGUGACCUUUUUUCUAGUGAAAAGUUUCAGGCACGGUCAAAAACUUAUUCUGAGAACCGGUCGAAGAUGAGGUGUAACCACCACAGUGGAUCCAAGAACUUUAUCCAACACAAAAAGGAAAAGGAUAAGGCUGAAAUUUAA
Messenger RNA from Pistacia vera, 409 nucleotides. RefSeq lists its product as uncharacterized. NCBI's taxonomy places the organism in Eukaryota, Viridiplantae, Streptophyta, Magnoliopsida, Sapindales, Anacardiaceae. The transcript is spliced from 4 exons. The coding region runs from base 68 to 409 and encodes 113 amino acids. The record is from RefSeq and is a predicted model, not a curated record.